Messenger RNA from Lactuca virosa, 282 nucleotides. The record is from the annotation of a GenBank genome assembly. Lineage: Eukaryota; Viridiplantae; Streptophyta; Magnoliopsida; Asterales; Asteraceae.
AUGGAAGGGGAGGUCUCCUACGUAUUAGCAACGUCAACAAGCAGUGGCACAAGCAACGGUAAUUUCAUUAAUAAUGACCUCAAUGAUGCUCAUCUCGCCCAAUUCUAUUGGAGGUUAGAUUCUACCUGUUAUAUCUACAAAUACUCACAUGGAGGUGUCUCUAGGACAAAGUGUAUCCUUGGUGAGGUUGAUUUGAUAAGUAUCGCAGGACCCAUUGGUGUUUUCCUUAGGCCUACCCAAACUGAGCAUUUUAUGUGUCUUGUACUUUGUGUUUCUCAUUAG